Molecule: messenger RNA, 1182 nt
Organism: Thlaspi arvense
Lineage: Eukaryota; Viridiplantae; Streptophyta; Magnoliopsida; Brassicales; Brassicaceae
Source: the annotation of a GenBank genome assembly
CUUAAAUAAAAUUAUAAUAGUGAAAGCUUAUUUGAGAACUUCUUGCUAUAAGGAAUACUGAAAGUUAUCUCAGAUUUUGAUCCCAUUCAAAGAUGGAGAAAAGAGUGGAAGCAGGAGAGUAUCAUUCCAAGGAUUUCGAAUGGGAAUUUGUAAAAGAAUUGGUCGACAACGAUCCUUCUCUCUCCCACCAUCUCCAACAUCGAGAUUUCUCCUCUGCUUCACCAGAUUCGAAGCCGUGGCAAGAUUUCCACUCUCGUCACUUCUCCGGAAAAUUCUUCAAGGAAAGAAGGUAUUUGUUGAAGGAAUUUCCAGAAUUGGUUUCUUGUGGAGAGAACUCUAAACUCUUGGAAGUAGGUUGUGGUAACGGAAGUACAGUUCUUCCGAUUUUAUGUGGAAGCAAGAACAUUACGGUAUACGCUUGCGAUUAUAGCAGCGAAGCUCUUAUUCGAACCAAAGAGAACAUUGAUCGAUCUAUUGCUACAGUUGAUAACUACCAUUCUUUCUAUUGUGACUUUACAACGUCUGAGUUCCCGAAUUGGAUGGCCUGUGAUUGUUGUCGAGACAACUUUCUGCUUAAGCAAGAUUGCUACCAUAGAGGAGAGAGUGAAGGCGUGCACGUGAGGUAUGAAUGUUCAAUGAAUGAAAAGUGCAUCGGAGGGGUGGAUUUUGUCACUCUGAUUUUUACAUUAUCGGCAGUGCCUAAAGAAAGGAUGCCGAAUGCUAUCAAAGAAUGCUUUACUGUGCUGAAACCUGGUGGUCUAAUUUUGUUCAGAGAUUAUGGCUUAUAUGACAUGACUAUGCUGCGGUUUGAGCCAGAAAAACUUAUCGGUUUUAGGGAAUACGUGCGGUCUGAUGGAACCCUUUCGUAUUUCUUUUGUCUCGACACUGUCCGGAGCCUAUUUAUCAAUGCUGGAUUCAUUGAGGUUGAGCUUGAAUAUUGUUGUGUAAAAGCAAUAAACCGGAGAAAGGGUAAGAACAUGUACCGAGUUUGGGUCCAUGGGAAGUUCCAAAAGCCUUUUCUAAACUAGGCAAGUGUUGGUCCAAUAUAUAAUGACUAUAGAAAAUUAUUUCUUUAAAGAUUGAAUGUUCAUUGUAGUUUGAUAACGUAGCUUGUAAUAUUUUCUCGAACCCUCUUAAUUUUAUUUGUUUAAUUCAAGUAUGAAUUCAUCUCUUACGUCUCAG